AUGUUUAUUCUAGAUGAUUAUAUAUCUAUUGAUGAAUCAUCAUUUACAGGUGAAACAAAACCAUCAAUGAAAAUGGUCGAUUCAAUUUCAUUUGGUUCAAGACAAACAUCGAUUAGUGAUAGACGAAAUAUUGUUUUUAUGGGUACAUAUGUACUUAAUGGAAAUGCAAAAGGUAUUGUGGUAUGUACAGGUGAAAAUUCAGAAUUUGGAAAAGUAUUUCAAAUGAUGCAACAACAAGAAGCACGAAAAACACCAUUACAAAAGAGUAUGGAUGCAUUAGGAAAACAACUUUCAUAUUAUUCAUUAAGUAUUAUUGGUUUUAUUGUUAUUGUUGAAUGGUUACAAGGUAGACAUCUUCUUGAAAUGUUUACUAUUGGUGUCAGUUUGGCAGUAGCAGCUAUUCCUGAAGAUUUACCAAUUGUUGUAACUGUAACAUUAGCACUUGGUGUUCAACGUAUGGCAAAACGAGAAGCAAUUGUUAAAAAAUUACCUAUUGUUGAAACACUCGGUUGUGUAACAGUUGUAUGUUCAGAUAAAACAGGUACAUUAACAAAAAAUGAAAUGACUGUUAAAAAUAUUUUAAUAUCAGAUGGAGAAAUUGCUGAAGUUACAGGUUCAGGUUAUGAUGGUCAAGGUGAUGUUCUAUGUGGUCAUCAACGAGUAACUUAUGAUUCUCAUCCAUUAAUUUCAAAAAUAGUUGAAGUUGAAGCUGUUUGUAAUAAUGCUAAAAUAAUCAAUUCACAACUUCGUGGUCAACCAACUGAAGGUGCUUUACUUGCUGUUGCAAUGAAAAUGAAUAUUCCUUAUCUUCGUGAACAAUUUCAUCGUGGACGUGAAAGGUCAUUUUCACAUGAAAAUAAAUGGAUGGCUGUACAGUGCACAUGCACACCAAAAUAUAAUCCGAAUGAAAUACGUUUAUAUGUUAAAGGAUCUAUUGAACAAAUAUUAAGAUUAUCUAAACAAUAUUUACAUCGAGGAAUAGCUGUACAAUUAACAGAUAUCAAAAUUCGAGAAUUUAUGAUGGAAUCAAAUCAAAUGGGAGCUAAAGGAUUACGAGUUUUAGCCAUGGCAACAGGAACUUCACUUGAAGAUUUAACAUAUGUUGGUAUGGUUGGAAUUAUUGAUCCUGAACGUCCACAAGUUGAAGAAGCUAUUGUUCAAUUAAAAUCAGGUGGUGUUAUUGUUAAAAUGAUAACAGGUGAUGCUGAAAAAACAGCAAAAGCAAUAGAUCUUGAUCAUAUGAAUGCAGCUGAUGUACGUGAUAUUGUUUCACAAGCAUCAGUAUUCUAUCGUGUUAGUCCAAAACAUAAAUUAACUAUUGUUAAAGCAUUACAAGCUCAAGAACAUAUUGUUGGUAUGACAGGUGAUGGCGUUAAUGAUGCAGUUGCACUUAAAGCAGCUGAUAUUGGUAUAGCUAUGGGACAAACAGGUACUGAUGUAUCUAAAGAAGCAGCUGAUAUGAUUCUUGUUAAAGAUGAUUUUUAUACAAUUAUGGCAGCAAUCGAAGAAAGUAAAGGAAUAUUUCAUAAUAUACAAAAUUUUGUUCGAUUUCAAUUGAGCACGUGA
Rotaria sordida is the source of this 1566-nucleotide messenger RNA. The record is from the annotation of a GenBank genome assembly. Lineage: Eukaryota; Metazoa; Rotifera; Eurotatoria; Philodinida; Philodinidae.